This is a messenger RNA of Morone saxatilis (striped sea-bass), 2505 nucleotides long. It is a transcript of the gene kpna6, whose product is annotated as karyopherin alpha 6 (importin alpha 7). Gene Ontology annotation, molecular function: protein binding; nuclear import signal receptor activity. NCBI's taxonomy places the organism in Eukaryota, Metazoa, Chordata, Actinopteri, Moronidae. The transcript has 14 exons. Gene Ontology annotation, biological process: NLS-bearing protein import into nucleus. The record is from RefSeq and is a predicted model, not a curated record. Gene Ontology annotation, cellular component: cytoplasm; nucleus; nucleoplasm. The coding region runs from base 129 to 1745 and encodes 538 amino acids.
UUUUGACGUUUCCGUCUCCGGCAGCCAUAUUGCUUACAGGAGCAAAUUCUGGAAAGCUAGAAGAGGGAAAGGAUUUAAAGUUGACUUAUAUCUCCACCACUUGAUACACCCAGACUACACAGGACACAAUGGAGCCGUCAGCCAGUCCGGCCAAAGAUAACUACAGGAUGAACCGCUACAAGAACAAGGCACUGAACCCAGAGGAGAUGAGGCGCAGGAGAGAGGAGGAGGGCAUCCAACUCAGGAAACAGAAACGAGAACAACAGCUUUUCAAGAGGAGGAAUGUGGACAUUCUAAAUGAAGAGGAUGCCAUGUUCGAGAGUCCUCUGGUGGACUCCUACCUCAGCUCUCCAGUAACAGAAGGAGUCAUUACCAGAGACAUGGUUGAGAUGCUUUUCUCAGAGGACCCAGAGCUUCAGCUCGCUACAACACAAAAGUUCAGAAAACUACUUUCCAAAGAGCCCAACCCACCAAUUGAUGAAGUUAUAAACACACCUGGAGUAGUGGAGAGGUUUGUGGAGUUCUUGAAGAAGAGUGUCAACUGCACACUACAGUUCGAAGCAGCUUGGGCACUGACCAACAUAGCAUCGGGCACAUCCAUGCAGACAAAAACAGUGAUUGAGGCUGGAGCAGUGCCAAUCUUCAUUGAACUGCUCAAUUCUGACUUUGAAGAUGUCCAAGAACAGGCCGUGUGGGCCUUGGGGAAUAUUGCAGGGGAUAGUGCAGUGUGCAGGGACUAUGUGCUGAACUGCAACAUCCUUCCACCCCUAUUAAUGCUUCUGACCAAAUCCACCAGAUUGACCAUGACCAGGAAUGCAGUGUGGGCUCUGUCUAACCUCUGCAGAGGAAAAAACCCUCCACCUGCGUUUGAAAAGGUGUCACCCUGUCUGCCAGUGCUGUCCAGGCUUUUAUUUAGCAGUGACCCAGACUUGCUGGCAGACGCCUGCUGGGCCCUGUCCUACCUCUCCGACGGCCCCAAUGACAAGAUCCAAGCUGUCAUCGACUCCGGCGUCUGCAGGCGUCUCGUAGAACUACUCAUGCACACUGACUAUAAGGUGGCCUCCCCUGCCUUGAGAGCUGUAGGAAACAUUGUCACUGGAGAUGACAUACAAACACAGGUGGUGUUGAACUGCUCAGCCCUGCCCUGUCUGCUGCACCUUCUCAGCAGUGCUAAAGAGUCCAUUCGCAAAGAGGCAUGCUGGACCAUCUCAAACAUCACAGCAGGAAACCGAGCACAAAUACAGACGGUAAUUGAUGCCAACAUCUUCCCAGUGCUGAUCGACAUUCUACAGAAAGCCGAGUUCAGAACCAGGAAAGAGGCAGCCUGGGCCAUCACUAACGCCACCUCUGGAGGAACACCAGAACAGAUCAGAUAUCUGGUGAACCUGGGCUGCAUUAAGCCCUUGUGUGAUCUGCUGACGGUGAUGGACUCAAAGAUCGUUCAGGUAGCUCUCAACGGGCUGGAGAACAUCCUGAGGCUGGGCGAGCAGGAGGCCAAGCAGGAGAACAAUGGCACUGGAGUUAACCCUUACUGCAGCCUCAUUGAAGAAGCCUAUGGUCUUGACAAGAUAGAGUUCCUCCAGAGCCACGACAACCAGGAGAUCUACCAGAAGGCCUUUGACCUAAUCGAGCACUACUUUGGGGUGGAGGACGAGGACAACAGUCUAGCCCCUCAGGUGGACCAGGCCAACCAGCAGUUCCUUUUCCCCCAGCAGGAGGCCCCCAUGGAGGGCUUCCAGCUAUAAGUCAGCCCCCUUCUCCUCUAGAAUUCACCAUUUACCCCCUUCCAUACCUCCCAAUCUCAUGGAGGGCGUCAUACUUCUAUGCCCUGUUCCCUGAUCUGCCAUCACCCCCGCCACCGCUACCAUCACCACACACACCCCCUUUGGAGGAAAGCUCAAACUGUCCCGCUCUUCAGCCUAAAAAUACCCCUCUUCAUUCUCCUCAACCAGUGGACUGACUUCUUGCAGGGCAGGCUCAUGUGAUACCUGGCCAAGGGGAGAGCGCCACACAAACUCCAUUACCCCUAGAAGAAGAAAUGAUCCCAAAGUGUGAGUCUGCCCUGGCUUAAAACGCACACACCAACAUCUUUCCUGCCAUUUGAUAGCUCUUAGAUUCUCUCAUUGGCGGUAACGAUGGUUUGUUUGUUUUUGGUCUUUAUAUACACUUCCAUUUCUUUUCCAAUGGGACAUUCCUAUUUUCAGGAUAACCCAUGCAUCCCCAUGCAAAGUCCACAGACUGGGGUGCAUGAGGUGAAAUAUGCCUAGCUCUUGAUGUCAGAUUGACUUAGUACAAUUCAAAGAUGAAACAAACUCGUAACAUGAUCCCUUUUUGUUUUAUGAUUAUUUUCCCCUAAAACCUGAUUUAUCUGCUCCUUUUUUGUGCUUGUGAUUUUUUUAUUUAUUUUUUGGCUUAGGGCUGGACUGCUGAUCUGUAUAGGGGGUUCAGAUGCACAAACGUCCACCCAAAGUUGAGGGCUUUCUACUGCCCUGAGUAGAUGUGUGA